AUGAGCACCGAUGAGGAUAUAUCGUCGGAGGAUCGUUAUCGUGGUCAGAGGGAUUACUGGCGUCAAGUUGCGGAAUCCGAUGGUUUCGAUCUCGCUGAUAUUUCACUACCAUCAUAUAUGUGUGGACAUAUCACUGGACUGUUAGCCGUCGACUGUCAAAGUUAUUAUUCUUAUCGUGUAAUGGUCCAGCGUUAUGCUAAGUUGGGGCUUCAUCGUUACAAUAUGUUGAAGGGGACGAGAUUUGAGCUCGAUUCCCUAAUAAAAUUCAAUAAGUCACCGAGCCAUUUGGCCUCUUACUACAUGACUUUGCUUGCACACGAUCAAGAUCCAGCUGGUAGCACACUGCAGAAAACUUUUCAGGUUCGGGUUGAUGAAAAAGAAUUUCGCUGUUUGGAUUUGGGGUGCUCCAUUGCUAGACUUAAAGAUGAAGAACCUGGCACAGUGACCACCAGGAAGCCCUUCGUACCGCACUUUCAUCGUGGCGCAGUGGGGGAUGGUAUCUUCAAAGGUGAAUUGCCUGAUUGGCCGUCCGAUGAUGAUUUCAAUGAUGGAAAACGAUUUUACAUGGUGAAGGACUCAGAGUGGCAAGCCACUGAUUGGAUUUCUAUGUAUUUGGAACUUGUGAUUUGUGCAAAUGAUAGGUCGAUCAUACGUGUAAGUUGUGUAUAUAGAUUACUGCCGCAGCAGCAGUCAGAUGAGAUUCUGUCCAAGUUGGAGAUUGUGAAAGUCGCAAUAGAAACUGGUAUUGAAGACGUGGAGCCGUCCAACAAGAGACUCAACGCAAAGAGUGCAAAUGUCUACAUAACAUUUAAGGGCUUGACAGAGCUUCGAGUCUUUAAACGUGUUUUCGAGAUUGGUGAGCAUGUUGAACGCAAAGCCAUAGUUAGAAGAGUCAUCGAUGAGCAUACAGGAAACCUGACUCUCUUGGGUAAGCUUUGUGGUGGUCAAUAUGCCAAACCGAAGUGGCCUCCGGGUGUGGAGAGUCCUGUCGAGAGUCCUCCGGGUGUCGAGAUUCCUGCCGAGAGUCCUCCGGGUGUGGAGAGUUGUAAAAAGCGACCUCGUUUAGGCUAG
Thlaspi arvense is the source of this 1071-nucleotide messenger RNA. Lineage: Eukaryota; Viridiplantae; Streptophyta; Magnoliopsida; Brassicales; Brassicaceae. The record is from the annotation of a GenBank genome assembly.